Messenger RNA from Cercospora beticola, 1695 nucleotides. RefSeq names its product multicopper oxidase. The record is from RefSeq and is a predicted model, not a curated record. NCBI's taxonomy places the organism in Eukaryota, Fungi, Ascomycota, Dothideomycetes, Mycosphaerellales, Mycosphaerellaceae. Gene Ontology annotation, molecular function: copper ion binding; oxidoreductase activity.
AUGCAGGUCCUCAAGUUCAUUGCCUGUGCUGCGAGCGUCGUUGGUGCUCUCUCUGUUCAGCGUCCUGACUCCUCAGCCAUCGCGCAACGGGACAGCUGCGAUGGAAACACGGCCGAAGAUCGAAGUGUCUGGUGUGGCUACGACUUGAACACGAACUGGUACGACGAAGUUCCCGACACUGGCGUUACCAGAGAAUACUGGCUCGAAGUCACAAACACGACACUUGCCCCUGAUGGAGUCGAACGGGUUGUACUAUCGAUCAAUGGCUCAGUGCCCGGACCGACACUGGAAGGAAAUUGGGGCGAUACCUUUGUGGUCCAUGUCAAGAACAGCUUGACCAACAAUGGCACCGGCAUUCACUUCCAUGGCAUUAGGCAGAACUAUACCAAUCAGGAUGAUGGCGUGCCUUCAAUCACACAAUGUACAACUGCGCCAGGAGAUUCCAUUACAUACACAUGGCGAGCUACUCAAUACGGCACUUCGUGGUAUCAUUCUCACUACUCCUUACAAGCAUGGGAAGGAGUCUUCGGCGGUAUGGUCAUUCAUGGGCCAGCGACGGCGAACUAUGACGAGGAGAUUGGGGUGAUGCUCCUCGCCGAUUGGGACCACGACACAGUGGAUUCGCUGUACAGUUACGCUCAGACUUCUGGCCCACCAACGCUAGAUACUGGACUGAUCAACGGCACAAAUGUCUGGGGUGACUUGGGUUCUCGCUGGGAGACGAGCCUCACAUCUGGAUCGACAUACCUUCUCCGUCUUGUUAACGCCGCCAUUGACACUCACUGGGAUUUCAGCAUCGACAACCACACUCUCAAGGUCAUUGCAGCUGACUUUGUGCCGAUUGUGCCGUACACCACAGAGCGAUUGAGCAUUGGAAUGGGACAGCGUUACGAUGUUAUCAUCACUGCUGAUCAGGGAGAUGUUGCCUCGGACUUCUGGUUACGUGCUGUACCGGACUCUUUCUGCUCUGAUAACGACAACAGUGACGACAUCAAAGGUAUCAUUCAUUAUGAUUCCAGCACAGGCACGCCGCAGACCAGCAGCCAAGUUUAUGAUCAACUCGACUGCUUUGGAGAGAAGUCCAAGAGCCUCGUGCCGUACUUACCGCUCGACGCAUCAACUGCUGCAGCGAUUCAAGAUGACCUCGCUGUCAGUGUCAGCAAGAACGCAGCCAAGCUCUUCAAAUGGUAUAUCGGAGGCACGUCAAUGGACGUAGAGUGGGCCAACCCAUCUGCCCUCCAAAUCUUCAACAACGACACCAACUGGGCUUCCUCUUCCGGUGUCAUCGAGCUACCCGAGGCCAACACCUGGUCUGUCAUCAUCAUCGAAACCAAAAUGGGCGUCGCUCAUCCUAUCCAUCUUCACGGCCACGAUUUUUACCAGCUUGCGCAAGGAACGGGCUCGUACGAAUCUGCUGCGCCUACUUUGCAGACUACGAAUCCUAUCCGACGAGAUGUGACUAUGUUGCCGGCUUCAGGAUAUGUGGUUAUUGCGUUCUACACCGAUAACCCUGGUGCUUGGUUGUGUCAUUGUCAUAUCGGCUGGCAUACCGAAGAAGGUUUUGCUUUACAGUUCAUUGAACGAUACGACGAAAUUGCUGCGCUAUAUGAUGAGGAUAAGUUGAACGAUACUUGCUCGGCGUGGAACGACUAUGUUGGUGUGAGUGGGAUUAUGGAUGAGGGAAGUGGAGUGUAA